This is a messenger RNA of Strongyloides ratti, 1125 nucleotides long. Its product is annotated as Fatty acid desaturase, type 1 domain-containing protein. Gene Ontology annotation, biological process: lipid metabolic process. The record is from RefSeq and is a predicted model, not a curated record. Gene Ontology annotation, molecular function: oxidoreductase activity. The coding region runs from base 1 to 1125 and encodes 374 amino acids. NCBI's taxonomy places the organism in Eukaryota, Metazoa, Nematoda, Chromadorea, Rhabditida, Strongyloididae. The transcript is spliced from 3 exons.
AUGACUAACAAUACACUUACACAAACAAAUACAAUAGUUAAAGAGGCAAAAAAAGAAGAUAUUAAGAAGGAAUAUCCAACUUUAGAAGAAAUAAGAAAUGCAAUUCCAUCAGAAUGUUUUGAAAAAGAUGCUUUAAAAUCAAUCUUUUUCUUAGUUUGGGAUUUAUUAUGUCUUGCUGGUAUGUUUAUGAUUGUUGGACAUGUUGAAAAUUAUUUUGGAUGGAUUGGUUUAUUAGGAUGGUAUUUUGUAUUUGGAAUGUUUGGUUUUUCUCUUUUUGUUGUUGGACAUGAUUGUGGACAUACAACUUUCUCAAAUUAUACAUGGUUAAAUGAUCUUUGUGGUCAUAUUGCUCAUGCUCCAAUUAUGGCACCAUAUUGGCCAUGGAAAAAAUCACAUAGAUUACAUCAUCAAUAUACAUCACAUCUAGAUAAAGAUAUAGGUCAUCUUUGGAUUGAUAAAGAAUCAUACGAUCAAAUGGAUUACAUAUCAAAAGAAUUUCAUAAAUUUCCAUUAGCUGGUCUUAUGUUUUGGCAUGUAUAUACAAUUGGUGGAAUUGCUGAUGGUUCACAUUACUGGCCAUGGUCAAAAAUGUUUACAAAUACAAAAGAACGUAUUCAAUGUACUGUUUCGGCAUUAGCUGUUUUAAGUUGUAUGUAUGCUGCUUUUGUUUUUGUUGAUUAUAGUAUUUUUAAUUGGAUAAAAUAUUAUUAUAUUCCAUGUUGUUUUACUGGAUAUUGGUUGGUUAUUGUAACUUAUCUUCAACAUAGAGAUGAGUCAGUUGAAGCUUAUGAAGAAGGAAGUUGGAAUUUUGUUAAAGGUCAACUUCAAACAUAUGAUAGAUACUAUGGAUUUGGAAUUGAUUAUAUAAUGCAUCAUAUUACUGAUUGCCAUCUUGCUCACCAUCUUUUCUUUACAAAAAUUCCACAUUAUAAACUUAAAGACGCUACAAAAGCAAUUAAAGAAGUCUUAACUGAUUAUCCAGGAACAUACAAAUAUAAAUAUACAUAUGAUUUUGUUUAUGAAUAUCAUAGACUUCAACCUGUCUUAGAAUAUAUGGUUAGAAAAGGAAAUGGAAUGUUGAAAUAUUUCAUUGCAUCUGAAGUCACAAAUGGAAAAAAAGAAUAA